Molecule: messenger RNA, 291 nt
Organism: Adineta steineri
Lineage: Eukaryota; Metazoa; Rotifera; Eurotatoria; Adinetida; Adinetidae
Source: the annotation of a GenBank genome assembly
AUGUUAGCAACAAUUAGUCUAUCAUCAACUGUUAUUGAUGAGACAAUAAAUAUAUUACGAUAUGCAGGACUUUCUGUAACAAUAACUAAUGUACUUCAAAUAAAAACUCCACAUUUAAGACAUGAAAUAGAUGAGCUACGUGAAGAAAAUGCUCGUCUCAAACAAGAAUUCUUUCUUGUUAAAUCAAUACAUUCAACUACAUCAACAAAUACAAAAGUACACAAAAGUGAUGAUACAAAGUUACACCGACGAUUAGGAACAAUUUUUAGUUAUGUUACAAAUGAUUUUUGA